UCAAUGUUAUGAAUGGUGUGCAUUACUAAGAGUUACCUAACAAACUUGUCUGGCAGUGUUUUAUCAGCUCUAGCUGCUAUAUAUAGGUGUUCUUAUUUAAGGCAGAGGAUUGAGUUUCGAGUGUGUGUAGGAUAUGGCUCACUAUCUGGAGUUAAGCCAGAUGCCCAUCGCAUUCGAUCCAAUCGAGUAUGUGGAAAGUGCUUUCUUUGACCAGUCCAACUUUCAGAUGUUCUGUGUUCAGCACGGCUACACUGACGUUAAAGUGAAGGGAAUUACUGAAGAGGACAACUUCAAGAUUACUAUUCCCGCUCGAGGGCCCGUAUCAACCAUCAAGUUUUCCGGUGGUACUCCGAGAGUUCUGUCAGUUCAACGUCGGAAAGUUAGCGUCGAGUUUAUCAACAUUUUCGCUGAGAAUAGCGUGGAGAAAUCUCUUCCAUUGAAAGCAGGCAAUGCAGACAUUAUUGGCUUCUACUGGAUCUUCAAGAACGAGUAUGUACUGCUGAUUACCACUUCUGGUGUUGAGCUGUAUUCUUGCAAUCCGUAUCGAAUGUCCUUCAAAGCGAGUAAGAGCUAUGCUCUCUCUGUCUCCUGGGCCAUCUUCUCACCUGAUGAGCUCAUUCUCCUAGUGUGUGUGAAGGGCACCAAUUCCAUACACCCGUUCGUGUUCAAGCAAGGUACACAAAAUGCGAUUCUCCGGCUACCCAAGUUCGAUGUCGAUAUGCCUGUUGCAGCCUCCUCCACUUUGAGUAUUAGAGAGUCAAAAGCCAUCACACUAAUGGAAAGAGAUGUGGUCAUCAUGAGCCUGUACAACCAACACUAUGUGGGUGUGAUAAGGAACAGUGUCACACCAGGGGCAGAGGUGCUUCUUUAUCAGCUCUCAACAGAAGCACCAGCAAAACUGGCUCACAUUCUCUCGGUGGACGUUGGGGGGAGGUUUACUCUGAGCAUUGUAGACGACCUGGUGAUUGUCCAUCAUCAAGCUAUGAAGACCUCCAUGCAGUUUGACAUCCUCUCCAAUUCGGAAUCGACCACAACGGCUGGUACUCCGAAACACCAGCCAAUGCUUGCUCCACUAGCUGUGGCCCCCACAAAGCUGCAAGUUAAACAGAAGGGAACUAGAGUAUCUGCACUGUCACCGUCUGGCUCUGACUCUCCCGGUUCUGUAGGCUCCUCUCCAGGAACUUCCCCCUUGUUCUAUUCCAAGACAACCAUCUCCCCCGAGCUCUACUCGCCCAAGUGGGUAUUUUUUCAACCCAAUGUAAUCAUCGAUGCACAGUAUGGAGUCAUUUGGAAGCUGGAGGUGAAGCUGGAAGCUAUUAGCAACAUGAUGCCAGACAAGUGUCUGCUUAUUGAGUUUCUGCUCAAACGGAAAAUGGGAAAGACAGUGAUUCUCACUGUUUGCAAAGAGUGCCUAGAGCCUGGUAGACAAGUUAGUCUCAGUGUGUUGGGGCAUGUGUUUGAUCGAAUUAAUCACGCGUACAUGGUACUGCAAGGUGGAGAUAAUUCGGAAACUCAGUACAAAAUCUCAAUCUCACAGCGAGACCUCUACAAGCAAGUGUUUGUUCAUUUCACCGAUCGAAAAGACAUGUCGUACAAGUUUCUCGUGGCAGUUUUGGUCGAGUAUGUUCGUUCCUUGCACAAGGUGUUGAUACCUGUUGAGCACUUUCUGUAUGAGAUGAUUAUGAAUGUGCUGAUUGAAAACAAGUGCUUCUAUCAGCUGCACCAGUUUCUGCAGUACCAUGUGAUAUCUGAUUCGAAACCUCUUGCCUGUCUUCUUCUCUCUCGUGAGUUGGUCUACCCCCCUGCCACUCAGCUAGCCAUGGACAUGUUCAAACGGCUAUCCACAGCUGACAGUGAGAUUAUAGACAUUCUUCUCUCUCGUGGCCAGCUCCUCACAGCUCUGAGGUAUGUCAAGGCCACCAGCAAAGUGGACAGCGUGUCUGCAAGACAGUUUUUGGAGGCUGCUGCAAAUGAGGAUGAUAAAAUGCUCUUCUACACAGUGUACAAGUUCUUUGAAGAUCGGAACAUUAGACUAAGACAUACAAAGAGGUUUCCUCCGGAUGAACAGUGUCAGCCUUUUGAAGCUCUAUACGAGAAAUGGUUUCUGACGAAAAUGAAAAACUAGGUUUUUUAUGCAUCACUUUUUUGUGUAUUGUGAUUUUUGUGUUAGUUGUGUUUAUAUAUUUUCAAUUGUAUAAUUACUAGUCAACUCUAUAUAUACCUGCAGUCAUUAUAAUUUAUAAUUAAUGUUAAUAAAUAAUUAUUACUAAUUAG
Halichondria panicea is the source of this 2274-nucleotide messenger RNA. Its product is annotated as regulator of MON1-CCZ1 complex-like. The transcript is spliced from 2 exons. The record is from RefSeq and is a predicted model, not a curated record. Lineage: Eukaryota; Metazoa; Porifera; Demospongiae; Suberitida; Halichondriidae. Gene Ontology annotation, cellular component: lysosomal membrane; Mon1-Ccz1 complex; late endosome membrane. Gene Ontology annotation, biological process: regulation of autophagy. Bases 134 to 2125 code for a protein of 663 amino acids.